UGAAAGCGGUGUUACGUAUUUAGGAUCGAAAGAAAAUUAUAUAUCGUUCGGUCACAAAAUGCAUAAAAUUUCCAUUUAAAAGCUUACAUACGUUUAUGGUAGUGGAUUUUUAAUGAAUUAAAGGCCACAUCUUUCAAAUUACAGAUAAUGAACCUGAAAAAGCGAUAAGAAAGUAGCCGUUCCAGAGAGUUCCUUUAAAAAUCUUUUUGACAAGCGAAAUACCCUUUCUGUUGCUAUCAUAAACACCCGUGGGGCAAGUGUUGAAUACAGUAGGGGAGUGUGAAGGUAAGGCCGUAUGAUGCCGGCCUCUUGGCACUGCUGUGCGAAGUGAACUAUGCACUGCGAAAUUGUGCUGUCUUAAGCGCUACGACAGCGAAUUGUUCGCCGCGCUGUCGGAAUGUUGAGUAUACUGUUCGUUGACGAGGACGUGCAGUUAUAAAUUGUCUUCACUUGCGGUGGAACAGAUAAAGGCCGACGAUGAAAGGAGAAAUGUCUGUGUUUUUCUAUUGUAAUUUGUUAAUUUUUACUUUAUUUACGACGUGUAGCCCUUCUCCAGCUUCGCCUCACAUUCAUGCGCACAAUCGUGGCCAAGAAAGAGAGGAGGAUGGCGGUUAUGUUCCAAGAGAUGCUCAACAUUAUGCUGGAGGCGAACAUCAUUCAGAAUUUGACCAUGUAGCUAUCCUAGGCAGUGUAAAGGAAGCAGAGGCAUUUGAUCAGCUGGAACCAGAGGAAGCCAAACGAAGGUUACGGAUAUUGCUCACCAAAAUGGAUUUGAAUAAUGAUCAGAUGAUUGACAGAAAUGAGUUACAUGCUUGGAUAAUACGUUCAUUCAAAAUGCUAUCAGAGGAAGAUGCAAAUGACCGUUUUGAAGAUGCUGAUGAAAAUGAGGAUGGGAAGGUGACAUGGGCAGAAUAUGCUGCUGACUCAUUUGGACUGGGUGCUAAUGAAGAUGAUGAUGUUUCCAAUGAUAGCAAUGACAGUGACGCAAAGAUAAUAAAGGAGGAUAAGAUGAUUUUUGAAGCUGCAGAUAAAAACAAAGAUGGAGCUUUAGACAAAUCAGAGUUUGUAAGGUUCAGCCAUCCUGAAGAUCAUCCUGAUAUGUUACCACUUAUAUUGAAACAAACAUUGAGUGAAAAGGACACUGAUGGUGAUGGCUUCAUAGACUUCAAAGAGUUUGUUGGCGAAAAAGCUCGGCAUGAAGACAAGGAGUGGCUUAUGGUAGAGAAAGAAAAAUUUGAUCAUGACUAUGACAAAGAUUCUGAUGGAAAACUUAACUCUGCUGAAAUUCUCUCCUGGGUUGUUCCCAGCGAUGAGGAGAUAGCAGAAGAUGAAGUUUCCCAUCUGUUUGCUGAGUCUGAUGACAAUGAGGAUGGUAUUUUAUCAUUUGAUGAAAUAAUUAACCACCAUGAAACAUUUGUUGGUAGUGAAGUUACUGAUUACGGUGAUCACCUGCAUAACAUUCAUGUCUUUCAAGAUGAACUGUGAUCUUCCUGUUUUGUGCCACAAUAAUAUUUAUUCUUAGUAUUUAUUGUUUUUUUAAAGUGUGUAAAUAAAUGAGUGACAGAGUG
Messenger RNA from Schistocerca nitens (vagrant locust), 1568 nucleotides. Its product is annotated as reticulocalbin-2. NCBI's taxonomy places the organism in Eukaryota, Metazoa, Arthropoda, Insecta, Orthoptera, Acrididae. Bases 478 to 1485 code for a protein of 335 amino acids. The transcript has 6 exons. Gene Ontology annotation, molecular function: calcium ion binding. Gene Ontology annotation, cellular component: endoplasmic reticulum. The record is from RefSeq and is a predicted model, not a curated record.